Molecule: messenger RNA, 2229 nt
Organism: Micropterus dolomieu (smallmouth bass)
Lineage: Eukaryota; Metazoa; Chordata; Actinopteri; Centrarchiformes; Centrarchidae
Product: kunitz-type protease inhibitor 1-like
Exons: 10
Coding region: 220-1692 (490 amino acids)
Molecular function (GO): serine-type endopeptidase inhibitor activity
Source: RefSeq, a predicted model, not a curated record
UUGCGAGCAGGUGAGAGGAACCAGAGCGGAGCGACAGACGGCGGCAGAGGAACAGACUUCAUUCUCACCUUUCUCUUUUUAACUGUUCAGCUUUUAUCACCGAAUGACCGGAAACCGCUUCUUCUGUGACACCUGUGAAAGUUUGAGCGGCGCGGCAGCACGCGGCGGGACGCGGUAAACUUUUUCUUCCGCCCAGAUUCGCACCGACUGCAGCUGAAAAUGCCUUCCUCCUCUUCCUCCGCCUCCCUCCUGCUGCCUCUCCUCCUGCUUCCCCUCCUUUGGCCCUCCGGAGCGGCGGGGGACGCGGCCUGCGUCGGCUCUUUCCGCUCCGGGCACCAGGACUUCGUGCUGGACGCGGUGCACGCGGUGAAGGAGGGAGCGGUUAUGCUGGCGACCGCGUACGUGCAGACCAAGGAGGACUGCGAGCGCGCGUGCUGCGAUGACUCGCAGUGCAACGCGGUGCUGCUGGAGCCGCGCGGCAGCGCAGCGGCGGAGAACCGCACCUGCGUCCUGUUCAACUGCGUCCACAGAAACCGCUUCAGGUGCAGGUUCGUGAACCAGGCCGGGUACAUGAGCUACAUCCGGCAGUCCGUGUACGCGAAGUACCUGCAGGGACCGCAGGUUCGAGGUGAGCAGGCUCCGCCCAUCGCCGUCACAAGCCAGGAUAUGGUCAUCCAGGCCGGCGAGACGGUGACGCUCAGCGGCAUCGAGAGCGUGGCGCGGGGCAACGCCAAAAUCGCCGACUACGAUUGGAAACUGCACAGCGGAGACGACAACUUUGAUACGGAGGGGACCGAAUAUCAGGAUGAGAUGGUGGUCUCAAACCUGCAGCCGGGCUUGUACGUCUUCCAGCUGACCGUCACCGACUCCAACAACCUAUUAGGCACGGACACGGUCAACAUCCUCGUCCUCAACCUGGAGCAGACCAACUGGUAUUGUCGGGCUCCGGUGAAGGUCGGUCCGUGUCGCGCUCACUUUCCUCGCUGGCAUUACAACGCAUCGACAGGAACGUGUCAGAAGUUUGUGUUUGGAGGCUGUAAACAAAACAAAAACAACUACCUGUCUGAAAACGAGUGCAUGAGUGCCUGCAGGGGAGUCAACGCGACGUCAGAGAGGAGCGUCACUUUUCCUACUGAGGCGUGUGACCCUCCGUGCCUCCCCGGUCAGCUGAUCUGCAACGGCAGCGAGUCGGACGAGGAGCAGUGCAGCAAACUGAACCAGACCUUCAGCCGCCUGCUGCGCAUCGACGUGAACCAGAAGGAAGCUCAGUGCACGGAGCCCCCCCUAACCGGACCGUGUCGGGCGAGUCACUCCCGCUGGUACUACGACCCUCUGGACAGGAAGUGCCACCACUUCACCUUUGGCGGCUGCCACGAAAACGGAAACAACUUUGAGAAGGAAAGCAAGUGCAACAAGGAGUGCGAAGGCGUGACGGAGCAAAACGUGUUUAUCAAAGGCGUGUUUGAUCGUCUGGAGAAGGACGAGAACGACGAGGAAAGUGACUCAGCAGGAAGCAUCGCGCUGGCUGUUCUCCUGUCGGUGGCCAUCUUGGCUCUGCUGGCGAUCUUGACCUACUGCUUCCUGAGGUCCAGGAAGCGGCGCACUCAUACGCCUGUCGCCACAGGCCCCGCCCACGUGCCGCUGGCUGAGCAGGACGCGCUCGUUUACAACAGCACCACCAAACCCGCGUGACGUCAUCACUGCCGCCGCUAUGGCGACCUGUUACCACAGCUGCUGUGUGUUGUUUUCAUGUAAUUAUUGCUGCCGUUUUUGUUGCUUCGUUUUUUGUUCAGUUUUUCACCUCCAGAAGCUAAAGAACCUUCCUGCCUCUGCACACCAGACUUAAUGAAUUUUCCUCAGUAAUUUACAGUGAAACUGUGAAUUCUGUUAUAAAACAAGUUAAAUCCAGUUUAAAAAGAAUUGUUAGCGUCUGACUCGCAUUCAUCUAACUUCUGUAGAAAGAUGUUUUUAAUGGACGUUUGUUGGGUUUCUGUUCAAGCGUGAACGUGCGCCUCUGUUUAAUUUGUUAGCGUUAAUAUAAAUAGAGUUCUGUCUGUUUGGGUCUCAGGGUUUUUGUUUCAGAUUUAAAAUGAGGAACAUGAAAAUGUUUGUUUCCAGCUGUUUGACUGUAAAUAUGAAGUAAUAGGUUGUUUAUACAUCUGCUGCCAUCAUGUGUUUAAUGUUUUUAAUGUUUUUAAUCUUCUGUUUGUCAAUAAAGAAGAAACACAA